AUGAGCACCAGAGCACCAGUAUCACAGCCUCUACGAGCACCAGUAUCACAGCCUCUACGAGCACCAGUAUCACAGGCUCUACGAGCACAAGUAUCACAGGCUCUACGAGCACCAGUAUCACAGGCUCUACGAGCACCAGUAUCACAGCCUCUACGAGCACCAGUAUCACAGGCUCUACGAGCACCAGUAUCACAGGCUCUACGAGCACAAGUAUCACAGGCUCUACGAGCACCAGUAUCACAGCCUCUACGAGCACAAGUAUCACAGCCUCUACGAGCACCAGUAUCACAGCCUCUACGAGCACCAGUAACACAGCCUCUACGAGCACCAGUAUCACAGCCUCUACGAGCACCAGUAUCACAGCCUCUACGAGCACCAGUAUCACAGCCUCUACGAGCACAAGUAUCACAGCCUCUACGAGCACAAGUAUCACAGCCUCUACAAGCACAAGUAUCACAGCCUCUACGAGCACAAGUAUCACAGCCUCUACGAGCACAAGUAUCACAGCCUCUACGAGCACAAGUAUCACAGCCUCUACGAGCACAAGUAUCACAGCCUCUACAAGCACAAGUAUCACAGGCUCUACGAGCACCAGUAUCACAGCCUCUACGAGCACCAGUAACACAGCCUCUACGAGCACCAGUAUCACAGGCUCUACGAGCACCAGUAUCACAGCCUCUACGAGCACCAGUAACACAGCCUCUACGAGCACCAGUAUCACAGGCUCUACGAGCACAAGUAUCACAGCCUCUACGAGCACAAGUAUCACAGCCUCUACGAGCACAAGUAUCACAGCCUCUACGAGCACAAGUAUCACAGCCUCUACGAGCACAAGUAUCACAGCCUCUACAAGCACAAGUAUCACAGGCUCUACGAGCACCAGUAUCACAGCCUCUACGAGCACCAGUAACACAGCCUCUACGAGCACCAGUAACACAGCCUCUACGAGCACCAGUAUCACAGGCUCUACGAGCACAAGUAUCACAGGCUCUACGAGCACCAGUAACACAGCCUCUACGAGCACCAGUAACACAGCCUCUACGAGCACAAGUAUCACAGCCUCUACGAGCACAAGUAUCACAGCCUCUACAAGCACCAGUAUCACAGGCUCUACGAGCACCAGUAGCACAAUGA
Molecule: messenger RNA, 1134 nt
Organism: Procambarus clarkii (red swamp crayfish)
Lineage: Eukaryota; Metazoa; Arthropoda; Malacostraca; Decapoda; Cambaridae
Source: RefSeq, a predicted model, not a curated record